Molecule: messenger RNA, 3287 nt
Organism: Actinia tenebrosa (Australian red waratah sea anemone)
Lineage: Eukaryota; Metazoa; Cnidaria; Anthozoa; Actiniaria; Actiniidae
Product: b(0,+)-type amino acid transporter 1
Biological process (GO): amino acid transmembrane transport
Cellular component (GO): membrane
Molecular function (GO): L-amino acid transmembrane transporter activity
Source: RefSeq, a predicted model, not a curated record
ACAUGACUAGACUGAGAGUCGAGUACUAGUAAAGGUUGAGGUCGAGUAGCUCGUGUAUAUAGUAGUAUUAUAUCAGGUUUUCUUGAUAUUGACGAGUAUUUGACUACCUACCAAGCUACUUAGGUCUUAACGUUCUCAAUUUCUUCAAGAUGGCUGACAAAGACGAGAAAUCGGGGGAUAAUUCUGAACACGAUGCCUCAACUCCUCUCAACCCAAAAGAAGAGCAACCAGCCGACCAAGAUCCCGAAGCGCCGGUCGUGCAAGAUAAUCUUAAUAGAGUUGAGUUGAAGAAAAGCGUUACGUUACUCAGUGGAAUCUCAUUCAUCGUAGGGACGGUCAUCGGUUCUGGGAUCUUCGUUUCUCCGACAGGAAUCCUUGUUACUUCGAAAUCCAUCGGUCUUUCGUUAAUAGUUUGGUUAGGAUGUGGUGUCUUAGCGAUGCUUGCAAGUCUCUGUUAUACCGAGCUUGGAACGGCCGUCCCUAAAUCAGGAGCUGAAUAUGCGUACCUUAUGAAAGCCUUUGGUCCUAUCCCUGCCUUCUUGUUUGCUUGGACGGGAAUUGUCAUCAACAGGCCUGCGAUAUGUGCCAUCGUUUCGCUUAUAUUCGCCGAGUACGUUGCGAAGCCAUUCUUUCUUGAUUGUAGACCACCAGAAGCUGUAAUCAAACUAUUGGGUCUUUCUUGUAUAGUGGUGGUGACAGGGAUUAACUGCUGGAGUGUGCGCUGGGCAACAAGGGUUCAGAGGAUUUUCACUUAUGCAAAGCUUCUUUGUAUCGCCUUGUUAGUCAUUAUUGGAGUAGUAGAAUUAUGUAGAGGGAGAACUGAAAAUUUACAGAAUGCCUUUGAGAAUUCAGAGACUGAUCCUGCUAAGAUAGGCUUUGCCUUCUACAUUGGACUCUGGGCUUACGAUGGAUGGAAUUCACUUAAUUAUUGUACUGAAGAGAUGAAAAAUCCUUCCAGGGACAUGCCACGUGCCAUUAUGAUUGGCAUCAGUCUGGUAACUGCAUGUUAUUUGAUUGUCAAUGUUGCCUACAUCACUGUGCUUGGUGGUUCAGGUAUCCUUAAAUCAGAGGCUGUAGCUGUGAGUAUUGGUAAUGCUUACCUUGGACCAGUCAACUGGAUUAUUCCUUUGUUUGUGGCAGCAUCAACCUUUGGUACAGUUAAUGGAGUUGCUUUCACCAGUGGAAGGUUCCUAUCGUCAUUCCCAUCUUCAUGCUCAUUGCCUCAACAUACCUCGUGAUUGCUCCUAUAGUCGCCAAGCCCUUGGGUUCUCUCAUUGCUUUAUUGAUUGUCGUUGCUGGACUUCCCUUUUAUUUCUUUUUCAAGUCUAAUUUGGUUCCACAAUGGUUCAGAAAUGCUAUUGAUGACUUCACGUAUGGAUCUCAAAAAGUCUUCAACAUCGCGGAAACCGAACCAAACGAUGAUUAGAACUGUCGUACAUCUGAAAAGAUGGAUAUCCAUUUCCAUUAGUACGCGACCCAGACAACUAGCUAUUUGCUAUGCCAAGGUUGCGAGUUGGUAUUGCAGUGCAUUAUUGGACUGCUUUAGAGGACGUAAUAGAGCAGUUUUCGUAUGACCGUGAAAAGCCCACGGCACGAACACGGUCGUGACACGGCAAGGCGUUCGCCAGACCAAUCACCUUGCGCGAGAAUUUAUUCUCCAUCCAAUCGAAUACCCGUAACAUGGCAUGAACACGACACGGACACGGUCACGACAAGGUCACGGCACUGUCAGACCAAUCACAUUGCGCGAGAUUAGCCAAUUAAAAUUUUAAAAACUCACGAUUAAGGCACUGCACRCUUACGACACUGCCGAAUUUCCCACAAUGCACUGUAAUGCCAACUCGACCCAGUCUAUUUCUCUAUUUAAGACAAUUUAGGAUUUUGGCUUCCGUCAAUUAAAUUUCCAACUGCUUCAGUCGAGUAUAGCCAGACGUCUUGGGUAGCCUGUGUUGGUCGAGUAACAAUGAAAAAGGGUGUAAUAUCGUUUAACUAAACUGUUAUGAAAAAAAAUCACUUGUAGUAGGAAAAUAGCAGAUUAAAUUUCGAUUUGUUUUACUUUCCUAAAGGAAGGCUAAGAUAUUAUGAAUAUUCUAGGUAAAGUAUUCUUUGCAUUUUAAAGGUUUCUCAGCUAUAAAUCUAGUUAAAUAAUUUAAUUAUCACUUAAGCAAUUAAUUUAAAUUGAUUAGAUCACUUGCAUUUAUUAAUUUUUUUAAAGAAUAGCUUAUGUUGAAAUAUAGCUCAAAAUGUCGUAUUUCUACUUUCCUAAGUGAARGAUAAAUAGUCACGUGAUAGGAAGACCUUUCUGCGUUGUUUAGACAGCGAGUUGUCGUCCCUCGACUAAAUAACUAUCAUUUUGAUCAAGGGUAGUUUCAAAUGGUCAAAAUUUUUACUGAAUCGCCAAAAGGGCUUCUCGCAUUGUAUUUUCGUCAUUUUCGCAAUGAAUACUUUAUAGUGCGAAAUUGAUUCUUAGAUUGUUCUUCACAGCACACAGUCAUUUUUCUAGUUUCAACAGCUUUUUCAUUCACUCAUAUUCAUUCAAAUGCAAUCGCUCGACGAAUUUUGAUAUUCUACAGGGGAGAACAUCAGUAAUCCAAUAAAAAUUAAAAUCUUAGUUUCGUCCACACGUAUUCGGAUAUUUUUAAAAGCGGAUUUUUUUCUUCGCGGAUUGGACUUCGAUUCACACAUUUUCGGUAAGCCACUUGGAAAGCAACUUUUUAAUAAAGGAUACGUGUAGAGAUGCUAAAACGAUUCGAAAACGCCGCGUAUGGAUGAGAAUUUUUACAAAAACGGAAUAAAAAAAAGCCAUUAUUUCAAAAUUAUCCCGAAACGUGUGGACGGGGCUCAUAGAGAACACCUUCAAUCACUCUUUUUCGUCGCUUCAUUCUUCAUUGUCUUUACAUAUUGUAAUGCACGUGUGAGUCGUCUAUUGUAAAUUCAGUUGAGAAAAUAUAUUUGUAAAGUAGUAUACAUAGCGGCACUAUUUACACACAAGCAAACACACAAGUUACUCCUUGGCACUAAACUGGCUUCCCAUUACAUUUUUUCAUGCGUUUUAUCCAAUCAUCUCGUGUAGUUAAAUUUUAACAGUGAAAUUAAUAUACUUUAGUAGCAUCAAGAGAUCAUGGUCUAUUGGUAGCAUAUAUUAAUACGCCCAUCUGUGCCGAAGUCUUAGCGCAUAAUUCUGACAGUAGUGCCUAUGACGUCAGGAAUGCGUGUAACAAACAAUUGCGAGACCUUUUUUCUGCAUUCAUGGUUCUAUGUUUAGUAAAAAUGUUUAUUUUCUCAAA